UCGGACACACUUAGUGAUUUGUUUGGAGUAAGUGCCUUGUCUAAUGUUUGUUUUAUGUUUUUGAUACCUACAUUUGCUAUACACUAUAGCUGUCGGCAUACGUUUCAUUAUAGUUGUAUUAUAGGUCAAUUCUGACUAUACGUUCAACUCAUACUAAAGUAUUAUCAUUUACCUGUUAAUACUGGAAGAGUAUACUGUACAAGGCACUGUAAAUAUUGCUUAUGGUCCAUCAGCAGGGAGACUGGGCUGCAUUUAUUUAAACUUGGUGUCCUAUUUUCUGAAGAGUCAAGGCUCCCUAGUAGCAAGGGAGUUGAUGUGAUGCUGAAGGCGCUUUUUUCUUCGGAAAUGGAUCAGCUCUCCAACUCCUCCAAUGUGAAGACAAAUGGGACUAUUAGCAAAAACGGGACUGCUGACGAGAUUGAAAUGUUUACCGUGAUCAUCUGUUCGUUGUAUGCCUUCAUUUUCCUCGGUGGAUUGAUACUGAACACUUUGGCCGCCUGGAUUUUCUUUCAGUUAAAAAACAAGACAACUUUCAUAUUUUAUCUGAAAAACAUUGCCGUUGCAGACUUAAUUAUAACACUGACAUUUCCCUUUAAAAUACUCAGUGACUUAGGACUGGGACCCUGGGAAUUAAAGGCUUUUGUGUGCCGCUAUUCUGCAGUCAUAUUCUACUGUAACAUGUAUGUUAGCAUACUUUUCCUUGGACUGAUCAGCUUAGACAGAUAUCUAAAAAUUGUGAAGCCGUUCGGCGACUCCAGAAUGUACAAUGUUAAGUUCACAAAAUUUGUGUCUUUAGGAGUGUGGCUGUGCAUGAUCCUUAUUUCGAUGCCAAACGUGAUUUUUACAAAUGUAAGUCCAACCAUAGAAACAGCUGGCAACUGUUUAGCUCUAAAAAGCCACGUUGGUCUUGCGUGGCAUGGAGCGGUAAUCUAUGUGAACAUCUGCAUAUUUGCAGCUGUUUUCAUAGUAUUAACUGCAUGCUACAUUUCGAUCUCCAGGCACAUCUAUCGCUCGAAUAAACAGUUUGUAGGUUCUGAGAACGAAAGAAAGCACAAUCAAAAUAUAUUAAUAAUUCUACUUGUUUUUUUUAUUUGCUUUGUGCCGUAUCAUUUGUGGAGAAUACCGUUUACAUUAACUCAGAUAGCCCCAAAAUUCGAUAAGUACGGGACUUUAAUUUUGACACAGGGCAAAAUUGUUACUCUCUUUCUGUCUGCGUGCAACGUCUGCCUGGACCCAAUUAUAUACUUUCUGAUGUGCAAGUCCUUUACCCAAAUGCUGUGUAAAAAAAUGCAUAUUGGACAUAGUGUUACUUUCAAUGGGUCCACAUGCAGCGCCAAAGGAAUAAUCAAGGUGCGCAGAUUCCGAGAAUACACAUCCACAAGCAUUUAGUAACAAAACCCCUGAACACAUCAUUCUGCAUUUCCUGUUGGGGGCACACGGUGCUACGUUUCGACGUGUUCUUGUGUUAGUCAGAGUCUCGCCAAGGGCUGAAAUUAAUUGAAGCAUAACACCAAUUCAAAGAGCCGGAAGUAGAGUAGCUGCUUUGUGGAGCCGGAGCCUCUUCAUCGAUCAAAGCAGCUAACUACUGGAGGAGUGAAGCUCGAACUUGAGAUCUCCUGCAUGGAUUAAAUCAGUUAUUAACCCGACAGUCCAGGUUUUUGAUUUAACCAGGAAUGAAGCAGUCAGUUGAAACCUGCCCUUAUAUUAGCCCACACAGCCUCUGAAGUUUUAGAAAGCUUGCAGUACUGUAUUCCUGCAGUCAGAUAUCCCCACCCCUGUUAGUGGUGGAUACAGUAAUUCAAGCACACACUCAAUGCUGACCUUCAAAGAGGCCACAGUCACGUUCUGACAUGUGUUGCUAUUACACAUUGCUGUUUCAGUAGUACAGUCAUCUGCAUUAAAUAUGGUUCAGAGACGAGGCGAUGGCUAGCUUAUAAAGUAUAGCUUUGGCAGCACCAUUAAUGUUUGUUUAAAA
Messenger RNA from Polyodon spathula (Mississippi paddlefish), 1975 nucleotides. RefSeq names its product G-protein coupled receptor 87-like. Gene Ontology annotation, biological process: G protein-coupled receptor signaling pathway; negative regulation of adenylate cyclase activity. Lineage: Eukaryota; Metazoa; Chordata; Actinopteri; Acipenseriformes; Polyodontidae. The transcript is spliced from 2 exons. Bases 319 to 1389 code for a protein of 356 amino acids. The record is from RefSeq and is a predicted model, not a curated record. Gene Ontology annotation, molecular function: G protein-coupled purinergic nucleotide receptor activity. Gene Ontology annotation, cellular component: membrane.